AAACCCAAGAAGGCGCCGAGAGGAGCGGCCGCUGUGCGGGCGCCGUUCCCCGUUCCCUCCUGCCUCCCGGGCCGCCGGCGGAGCAGAGCGGGGAGUCCCGGGCCGCGCCCCGCCAUGGCCGGGCAGGCGGUGCUGGGCGCCCUGCUGUGCGCGCUGCGCGCCGGCGCGGGCAGCCCGGACCCCGAGGGCGCCUGGCCCGCGGCGCCCCUGCGCUGUCCGGGCAGAUGCGUCUGCGCCGCCGACCUGCUGAGCUGCGCGGGCCUCGGGCUGCAGGACGCGCCGGCGGAGCUCCCCGAGGCGGCCGCCGACAUCGACCUGAGCCACAACGCGCUGCAGCGCCUGCGGCCGGGCUGGCUCGCGCCCCUCGCCCGGCUGCGCGCCCUGAGCCUGGGGCACAACCAGCUGGCAGCCCUGGGGCGCGGCGCCUUCGCCAACGCCAGCGGCCUGCGGCGGCUCGACCUGUCCUCCAACGCGCUGCGGGCGCUCGGCCGCCACGACCUGGGCGGGCUGGGCGCGCUGGAGACGCUGCUGCUGUUCGACAACCGCCUGGCGCACCUGGACCCGCUGGCCUUCCGGGGCCUGGGCGCGCUCCGCCGCCUCUACCUGGGCUGCAACGAGCUGGCCGCCUUCUCCUUCGACAGCCUGCACGGCCUCAGCGCCAGCCGCCUCCGCACGCUGGACCUCUCCUCCAACCGGCUGGCCCGCGCCCCCGUGCCCGCCCUGGCCGCGCUGCCCGCCUUCCUCAAGGACGGCCUCUACCUGCACGACAACCCGCUGCCCUGCGACUGCCGCCUCCUCCGCCUGCUGCAGCGCUGGCGCCAGCGCGGGCUCAGCGCCGUGAGCGACUUCGCCCGCGAGUACACGUGCCUGGCCUUCCGGGUGCCAAGCUCCCGCGUGCGCCUCUUCGCGCACAGCCGCGUCUUCGAGAACUGCUCCGAGCCCCCGGGCGGCCUGGAGCAGCCGGAGCAGCAGCGGGAGGUGCAGGUGGGCGCGCGCCUGACGCUGCACUGCGCCGCCAGCGCCCCCGCCCGGCGCGUGGCCUGGGUCUCCCCGCAGGGGGAGCUGCUGGUGCCGCCCGGGGCCCCCGACCGCAGCGUCGAGGUGCUGGCCAAUGGCACCCUGGUCAUCGCGAGCGUGCAGACGUGGCACGAGGGCGUCUUCGUGUGCCUGGCCACCGGGCCCGGCCUGCAGCACAACCAGACGCACGAGUUCAACGUGAGCGUGCACUACCCGCAGCCGGCGCCCGAGGCCUUCAACACGGGCUACACCACGCUGCUGGGCUGCGUGGUGGGCCUGGUGCUGGUGCUGCUCUACCUGUUCGCCCCGCCCUGCCCCGGCUGCCGCCGCUGCUCCCGGCGCACCUGCUGCCGCCGCCGCGGGCCCCGCACGCCCAGCCCGCUGCAGCAGCUGAGCGCGCAGUCCUCCGUGCUCAGCGCCACGCCACCCGACGCCCCCAGCCGCAAGGCCAGCAUGCACAAGCACGUGGUGUUCCUGGAGCCGGGCCGGAGGGGCCUGGACGGCCGCGUGCAGCUGGCAGUGGCCGAGGACUUUGACCUCUACAACCCCGUGGGCCUGCGGUUCAAGGUGGGCUCCGCGUCCACGAGCUCCACGGGCUCCGAGGGGCUGUGAUGCCCUCGCCGCCCGGCCCCGCCUGCCGCCUGCCCGCGCCCUGCUGCCCGGAGCUCCCCGGAGCUGGGGGAGGCCCCUCACUGGGGCCCUCGGCACGGGCCCUGCGGACCUUUCCUGGAGACGAGGCCACGGGAGAGCCUGGCCUGGAGCGGGCGGUGAGGGAGGGAGCAGGUGGGUGGGGGUGACCUGGCCCAUCUCCAGGCAAAGAGGAAGCACCCUCCCCCGGUAACAGGCCCCGCGCACCAUCCGACCUCCUUCCCAAGUGGCCUCUCCUGUGCCCAGGGCAUCGCAGGCUGCAGGGCAGCCUCUCCCGGCUCAGCACAGGGAGGGCACAGAGGGCGGGGCACACUGCAGGCCCUGGAGGCUCAGCUCUGCUUCAUCUAAUGGCCAAGGGCCGGCCUCGCCCUCCCGCGGGGCAGGGCAGCUGGGGACCUGGGGAGCGAGCAGAGCUGGGGCCGCUCGGGGCCUGGAUUGGACCGUCACAAGUUUCCUAAUAAAGCCGGACCCUGCAGACCCCCAGACACGUGUGCUCAGUCUGUCUCGGCAGCGCUGUCAUCACAGGUGCCCCGGCCCUGCCUGAGGCUCUGAUGUGGGGUCCCUGCUUCUACUCAGCUGCUACUGCCACCGAUUCAGGCAUUGCAGCCCUCAGCCGUGGUACCCCAAACCUGCCCGAGGCCCAUCUCCCAGACGAGGAGGCAGAACUGCCAGGAGCCCUGUGCAGUCCCAGGGCCCCACCCCCCACUCACCCUGCACAGCCCCACGGGGGACCCCCACACUCAGCCUGCACAGCCCCACGGGCCCCCACACUCAGCCUGCACAGCCCCACGGGCCCCACCCUCCACUCACCCUGCACAGCCCCCCGGGGGACCCCCACAUUCAGCCUGCACAGCCCCACGGGCCCCCACACUCAGCCUGCACAGCCCUACGGGCCCCACCCUCCACUCAC
Molecule: messenger RNA, 2575 nt
Organism: Pipistrellus kuhlii (Kuhl's pipistrelle)
Lineage: Eukaryota; Metazoa; Chordata; Mammalia; Chiroptera; Vespertilionidae
Gene: AMIGO3
Product: adhesion molecule with Ig like domain 3
Exons: 1
Coding region: 115-1629 (504 amino acids)
Biological process (GO): brain development
Molecular function (GO): protein binding
Source: RefSeq, a predicted model, not a curated record